AUGGCGACCCAGGCAGCGCUGAUCGCCGAUACAAUUACCGGGAUGAAGAGGGCAUUGCGAAGAGAACGAGAUGAUACCGGCCCCGAUGAGCCCAUUAUGCAGCCUACGAACCGCGGAAACAAAAUGAAAGCAAACGCGAAACAUGUUCGCGAGGGGGCUUUGGGAUACAUAAAUACAGAAGAGUUCUAUCGAGAGAAAAUUGAACAUGCCGGAUACACUCGUCAUAUUCUUCAACGCAAUCCUACUCGCUAUGAUUCAGAAGGAGACGAGCUCGACGAAGAGGAUGAAGAUUCUGAGGCUGAUACCGCGGCCGCCGAAGAGAACCCAUUUUCAGGGAUUGCGCUAGAAACACUUUUAUGUCCUCUGAAACACCCCUCUGAACUCCCAAACCACCCUUCGCUAUCGCAACCAUACACCUCACAGGCUCUAGAGCAGAUGACAAGAGCAGUCGAGGAGAAGCUGCGCCAAGAACGCGCUCUUCUAUGGCGAGCCCGAAAUUUACACCAGAAUUUUCUGGGAGACGGCGGAUGGAUGCCAGGUGGCAUAGUUGAGGCUCCCGAGGACCGUUACAUCUUUGAGCCCAGAAACGAAGAGAACUUCCAGGGCAGAUCUUUGGGUCAACAGAAGACAAGUCAAAUCAGUACGCCAACUACCAGUGGUGAACUGAACGGUGCGCCGAAUGUCUCAUCCACAAAAGACACACACCAAGCACAGAAUGGCACGGAGAGUGGAUUCCAGCCCGUGGAAAAUGAUCUGGAAAUGGCCGAAGCAUCAGGAGGCUCUGCAGAACAACCAACAGCCAAUGCUGACUCUGAGAAACCAGAUACUGAUCUCAAAUCAGAGGAAGCUGAUGCCACCGUCAAUGACCUCCCACCACAUCCCAAAGGCGCAGAUGAAUCCACUCAAGUCAGCAAUGGCAUUCAUAUCAACAAUACUGCCACCGACAACAAAUCGGAAGAGAUGGAUAUUUCUCUAGAUGGCGAGAAGGCUAAAGCCGAUACUGACCAGGCGGAUCAGAAAGAAACACAUGACGAUAUCGAACACGACGCGGAGAUGCAAGAUGGUUCUUCACCUGAGCCGCCUCGUCGUAUGACUACGCGUGCCCAAGCCAAUGCCACAAACUCUCAAGAUGAUGGUAAUCGAUCGCCCCUAUCGUCAGUGGGUUCUGCCAGCAGCCUUCCUGCUCCACACCCGCUGUUUCUCAUUCCACGCAAUAUUCGACCAGAUGCAAAUUUCGGCCUCCCUUCUUCGGAGGCUGAGGAGACUCGACGUCUUUUAUGGUCUUACAUCCAGAAACAGGAAGAGACUGUGCGUGGGUUCGAGCACAUGCUUGACUCUUUAUACCGAACUUGCCGUAUGAAGGCCGAUGUGCUAGAAUGGUGUAAGGCCGAGGGUCAUGUGGGUGAGAUGAGCGAUGGGGAAGAUUGGUACGAUCGGGAAAAAUGGGGUUUAGCUGAGAGCGAGGAUCUCAAGAAGGGAACUGAUGAAGAGGACGUGGAGACGGUGGAUGACAGCCGAACCACGGCGGCCAAAAGGGGCCGUGGGCGUCGAGCAUAG
Molecule: messenger RNA, 1557 nt
Organism: Penicillium angulare
Lineage: Eukaryota; Fungi; Ascomycota; Eurotiomycetes; Eurotiales; Aspergillaceae
Product: RXT2 domain-containing protein
Exons: 4
Coding region: 1-1557 (518 amino acids)
Biological process (GO): negative regulation of rDNA heterochromatin formation; negative regulation of silent mating-type cassette heterochromatin formation
Cellular component (GO): Rpd3L complex; cytosol
Source: RefSeq, a predicted model, not a curated record